UGUUAGGAAUGGUGGGAGUUGAAGUCCAAAGCACCUGGACAACCCAAGUUGCGUGUGGCACGUCACUUCUGGUUGUGAGAGAAUCAGCUGUCUACAAAGACGUUGCCCAAGGGAUGUGUUACAAUCCUGUUGGGAGGCUUCGAUCACAAAAAGACACAGUGAAGACAUCUGCCCUUGUGCUUUGCCACUCUGCUGCUGAAUAUGCACACCCAGUGUGGAAUAUAUCUCACCACGUUAACCACAUUAGACGUGGCUCUUAAUGAGACAUGCUGCAUUAUCACAGCAUGUCUAUGCCCAACACCCCUGGAGAAAUUAUACUGUUAAGCCGAUAUUGCAACUCCAGAAAUCCACCAGGAAGUAGCAGCCAAUAAUGAAAGGACCAAGGCUGUGACAUAUCAGCCAGCACAGCAAUCAAGAAAUAGUUUUCUAAGAUCUACAGAGAUACUCACAAGAACACCUCAGCAAGCAAGAGUCCAAAAGUGGCAGGCUAAAACCCAGGACCUCAAGCCAUGGCUGAUACCGAAUGAGAGGCUCCCUCCUAGGCAUGCAGAACAGACUGUGCUCUAGCACCAAGAGAGUCAGAGCCAACUUUAAGAAAUGGGGCCACAAAGUGGAGUCCGCAAUAUGCGAGUGUGGAGAAGAGUAAACGACAGGCCACUUAUUACAAUGCAGUCUGAGCCCUGCUACAUGCAUGAUGUAGGACCUUCUUAUAGCAACACCAGAGGCACUCCAAGGGGCUAGCUACUGAUCAAAGGACAUUCAGUAUAAUGCCAAGUUUUUAAACUCUCUUUGUGUUUUUUAAAUACGUUACAACUGUACCCAUGGUUCACUUUUGAUACGAUAAAUUUAAAAAAUAAUGUUAUAUGUUGUUGAUUUGAUAUUAGAUGUUUACAUAUGUGAAGUAUUGAAUUUUGCCAUUGGUUAUGCUGUGAACCGCUUUGAGUCCCCGCUAAGGGUGAGAAAGGCUUUGGAACCAGGCAUUUGGGGAGUAGUACAAUUGGGAAUUUGACUUAAAUGUCGUGGCAAAAAAGACGACUAUGGGACUAGGAAGUAUGCUUUAAUUCUCUUUUAAUUGUUAUUUGUAUGCUCUAUCUGUUUUUAUUGGUCAAUGUGUUUGUGUCAUUGUAUUUGUAAUGCAGCAUUGAAUUUUGCUAUAACUAUAAGCUGCUCUGAGUCUCCUUCCAGGCGAGAAGAGCGGGAACGAAAUAUAGUAAAUAAAUAAUAAAGGUAAAGUUAGAGGUUUCCCCUGAUGUUAAGUCCAAUCGUGUCCGACUCUGUGCGUUGGUGGCCGUCUCCAUUUCUGAGCUGAAGAGCCGGCCUUGUCCAUAGACACCUCCAAGGUCAUGUGGCUGGCAUGACUGCAUGGAGCACUGUUACCUUCCCGCCAGAGCCGUACCUAUUGAUCUACUCACAUUUGCAUGUUUUCAAACUGCUAGGUUGGCAGAAGCUGGAGCUAACAGCAGGCGCUCACUCCGCUCCCCAGAUUCAAACCUGCAACCUUUCGGUCUGUAUGUUCAGCAGCUCAGCACUUGAACACACUGCACCACCAGGGGCUCCUAAAUAAAGAAUAUAAAUGCAAUAAUAAACAAAUAAAUAAACAAAUUAUUUAAAACAACUAACCUUUCUAUGCUCUGUUUUGGAGGAAAACUGCAUCAGAACAAGUAGAGCUAGGAUGGAACUAAGAGGACCCCACAAGAAGGAUCUUGAUGGAUUGCAACUCCCAGUAGUUCUUAUCAUUCUUGCAUGGUCUGAAAGGAGUGGUUUGUUAUUUCAAUACCUUAAGGACUUUAAGUUGGGUAAUCAACAACAUGUAUGCCAAAAUUUGUCCAGUUCCAUCAAGCCACUGAAGAGCCUUUGUAUAUCAAACAACCCAACAAACAGAUAGCUAGAUUAGAGGGUUGUAUGUUUUCUGGGCUGUGUGGCCAUGUUCCAGAAGUAUUCUCUCCUGACGUUUCACCCACAUCUAUGGCAGGCAUCCUCAGAGGUUGUGAGGUAAUAAUAAUCGUGUAUUAGAACUGUCUUUGGCCUUGCAGCCCAAGUAGGGUUGCACAUGUAGGAUUGUGGAACAUGCCAUAGGCAGGGCAUUCAAGGGCGCAGAGCAUCAUGCAAAUGUGCUUUACCUUUGCAGCAAACAUUUUAUGUGAGUGACACACUUUUUAGACACGCGUUAUUUGUGACACACAUCUGGGAAAGCUCUGGAUUAGAAAUAAUAAUCUUGUAUUAGAAAAGCCUUUGGCACUGCAGUCUUAGGUAGAGUUCCACAUUAAAGAGAAGCAUGCAAGGGUGCAUUUCCCCUGCAACUGUCCUCUUUCUUUCUCUUUCUUUCUUUCUUUCUUUCUUUCUUUCUUUCUUUCUUUCUUUCUUUCUUUCUUUCUUUCUUUCUUUCUUUCCUUUGUCAUUCUCCUUUUCGAGGAACCCUUUUGAAAAGGAGAAAAGAACAUCUCCAGCCAUGUGUCCCACCAGAGUCUUGGAGUUUGCUCUUCUUCGCACCUCUGCAGGGGAUUUCAGGGGGUGGAGAAGAAAUUGGGAGGGAUGAAAGGGGGUGGGUUUUUUUGGGGAGGGGAAAAAUAGGGGCCUGGCCUUGGUCACGUGUGGCCCACCCUCCAGGCCAGCACUUGAAGAGAACUCAGUCCUGCAAGGAAGAGGCCGGGAGAUUCGGAGGAGCAAAGGAUGGUGACCACGGACAGCGCUGAACCCGGAGGGGUGAGAAAGAUGCUGAAGCCCUUGGUGGAAAAGCGCCGGAGGGAUCGGAUCAACCGGAGCCUGGAGGAGCUGCGCCUUCUCCUUCUCCAAAGGACCCACUGCCAGACUCUGAAGAAACCCAAAGUGGAGAAAGCCGAGAUCUUGGAGAUUGCCGUGGGGUACCUGCGAGAGAUGGCCUCUGCCAAGUCCCAGGGAGCUGACCUCUCCGAAGACCGGACCCUGCAGACCUGCUUCCGGGUGGGAUUCCGGGAGUGCCUGCUGGGCUUGGCGGCCUUCCUGCAGCAAGCCCACCCCUCGGUCCAGAGCCACCUCCUGGACACCUUGCACCUCUACCUGGCCUCCAAACCCGAGGCCCACCCGCAAGACUGGAACCACUACUAUGCCUUCUCCCCGAGUCCUUCUUUUUCUUCCUCUUCCUCCUCGGGGUCUCCGCCGAGGACUCCGGAAGCCUUCUCCUCCUCACCGCAGAAGAUCUGGAACGAACCCGAACCCUUGCGCCCGAAUCCAGACCCUCCUUGCGGCAGCGCAGGACAACACGGGGAUCAGCCAAGGGAGGCCCAAGGAAAUGCCGACACGACCAACAAAAGGAUUCCCCUGCCGCCACCCGCUUUCUGGCGCCCGUGGCCCUAAGUCACCAACGCUCCUACUCUUGUCCAAGCUCCUCUUUGUUUUGUACAUAAGUUAAAGUAAUAAUAAAUAUAUAUAUAUCUUAUUUUGGGUUAUAUGGCAGGGUGAUUUGGUGAUGCACAUAUAUAUACACCAUAAUGGCAAUGUACCCACCCAAAAGGAAGCCAUCUCUUUUCAGACUUAGGUGCAUCUACACUGUCAGAUCAAUGCAAUUUGACACCACUUUGAACUGCUAUGGCUCAAAACCACAGACCCCUAAAAGCUGUAGUUUUACAAGGCUUUGUAUCCCAGGAUUCCAAAGCAUUGAGCAUGGCAGUUAAUGUGGUGUUAAACUGCACUAAAUCUAUAAUGUAGAUUAAAAUAUAUGUAAUUUCUUAGGAUUUCAUAAUUUAGGCUGCAAUGCUAGUGAUUUUAGUAGCAUCGAUGCUUAAGAGUUGCUUUGCUUUCUCCUCCUCUAUAUUUAAAGACAGUCUCCACAACUCCAAAACAAUAUAAAUUUACAUCUCAGGAUACAUCUACACUACAGAAUCAAUGCAGUUCAACCCAGCUUCAAUGAUAUAGUUUCAUUGGAGUUGUAGUUUGGCAAACUACAUCUCCAAGAUUCCAUAGCACUGAGCCAUGGCAGUUAAAGUGGUGUCAAACUGCACUAAUUCUAUAGUAUAGGUGCACCGUCAUAUACAUGAAAGGGCAUUGCAGGUAAGUACAGGAUCACUUGGAAGUAGGAAAGAUGUUUGCAUGAUUUCCAAGAGAUGCAUAGGACUGAGAAAUCCAGAAUUUGUAAGGUUUCAUGCUCAACAUGUUCAGUGUUUCCACCCGAUUUCUAUGGAAAGGAGUUGGUAAACUAUAGGGAAAGAAAGACAAUCUUAAAUGGUCUUACAUUUUCAAUAUCCUACUUUAAUUGUAAUGUACUAUUUUUGGGUUGAUUUGAGUUUUCCGGGCUAUAUGGCCAUGUUCCAGAAGCAUUCUCUCCUGACAUUUCACCCACAUCUAUGGCAAGCAUCCUCAGAGGUUGUGAGGUUUGUUGGAAACUAGGCAAGUGGGGUUUAUAUAUCUUUCUAGGGUGGGAGAAAGAACUCUUGUCUGUUGGAGUCAAGUUUUAAUGUUGCAAUUGGCCAGCUUGAAUGGCCUUGCAGCUUCAAAGCCUGGCUGCUUCCUGAGUUCUUUCUCCCACCCUGGACAUUCCAUAGAUCUAUAAACCCCACUUGCCUAGUUUCCAGCAGA
Anolis carolinensis (green anole) is the source of this 4551-nucleotide messenger RNA. RefSeq names its product hes family bHLH transcription factor 7 (gene hes7). Gene Ontology annotation, cellular component: nucleus. The record is from RefSeq and is a predicted model, not a curated record. Gene Ontology annotation, biological process: regulation of neurogenesis; regulation of transcription by RNA polymerase II; anterior/posterior pattern specification. The transcript has 4 exons. Lineage: Eukaryota; Metazoa; Chordata; Lepidosauria; Squamata; Anolidae. Gene Ontology annotation, molecular function: RNA polymerase II cis-regulatory region sequence-specific DNA binding; DNA-binding transcription factor activity, RNA polymerase II-specific; protein dimerization activity. Bases 2671 to 3333 code for a protein of 220 amino acids.